UGAAGACGCGACUCGAGACUCGAUUGUCGAGCUUGGAGGCACGUGCCGUGACGCUAUUCCACAUCAGGCUUAGCGGCCAAGCUUGUUGCCUCCUGCACGUACUCCAGCGGAGGAUUUCUUCCAGCUGGCCGGUCCCACCUCUCAGCGGCCGACGUUCCCUGGAAGUCUGCCGGAUCUAGGCGAGGAACCCAUUCAUUGGUGACGUCUUCUCUCGCUGCAUCAAGUCUUCCUCCAUCCCUCCCUCGGACUUUUGCUUCGACAUCCACCCACGCAGCGUCCUACACUCCGGGUGAUUUGCGCCAACACAUGCCUGCGACCGGCGCACGCGACGAGAACCAAGCAGCUGAGCGCUCUUCUGGGUGACAGCGCGCUUCCUCAAGCCCGGGUCUUUUUGAUUUUCACGCCAUCGCUCGCCGCCAACGUCUGACCCCGCGUACGCACCCUCACGCGACCUCACCAUGUCUCGACCCGCGAAUCGACUCGGCCACGGUGCUGGCCGGCAGCACUCGCAGGGCUCGUUCCACGCUGGCGCGCCGAUCCCGACGCUGGCCAGUAUGCGCCGGCAGUCCCAUCGAUACCAGACCUUCCCGACGCAGCCUCCCAAGACACCCCUCGAGCAGCCGUCGCCACCCUCGGACGGCGACAGCGAGUCCGAGGGCGAGGGCUCCGAGGAGGACAAUGUGGCCACGCCUCUCCCUGUGAAGCAGCUGUUGCUCCUCGCCUUCUUGUCCUUGUCGGAGCAGACUGCCUUGAACUCAAUAUCACCCUAUCUCCCGAAAAUGGUCGGCUCCAUGCCGGGGAUAUCACAGGACCUCAAUGGCAUGUAUGUUGGUCUCUUGGCUAGCGCCUUUGCCCUCGCGCAACUCUCGACCAAUUUCAUAUGGGGAUAUACGUCGGACGUCAUUGGGCGGAAGCCUGUGCUCUUGAUGGGGACUUUUGCGCUCAUGUGCUGCUUCUGUUUCUUUGGGUUCUGCAAGGCGUACUGGCAGGUUGUAGUCGUCCACAUGGCCAUGGGCAUGCUGAACGGCAACGCAGCGUGUGUCCCGACGGUGCUGGGCGAGGUGACGGACCGCUCGAACCAGAGCCGCGCAUUCACGUACUUGCCCAUCAUCUACUCCCUGGGCAGCAUUACGGGUCCUGCCGUGGGCGGCGUCUUGGUGGGCAAGAUGGGCAGCCAAUACCCGUACCUGGCACCCAACAUUCUGGGCGCCUCCAUGCUGGCCGUCAGCUUCGUCGUGGUGGCGAUCUGGUUUGAGGAGACCCUGGAAGAUGACGGCGAGCCCGCUGACUUUUGGAUACCGCCAUGGAUCAAACGCCUCUCCGCCUGGAUCUCUUCGAAGAAAAAUGGCACGGACAAGCCUGAUUUGGCACGCUCCACCUCGUGGGCCGCUCGCUGGCCGCGCAGCAACCAGCGACCACUGCUAGCACCUGCGUCGCCCGAUGCGUCAGACGACGAGGACGAGGAUGAGGAGGACGCCAGAGGGAGCCCCAAUGGCGAUGGUCAGGAGAGCCCCAAGUUCACGACGACCAUCUACAACCGAACCACCAUGACGCUGUUGUUCACAUAUCUCGUCUUUCAACUGUCCAACAUCAGCUUCAACAGCCUGUACCCCAUCUUCGCCUCCGAGCAACCACCCGCCGGCAGAGCGCUUGACCCAUCCAAAAUCGGCAUCAGUCUGAGCGCAGCGGGCCUUGCGACCAUCUUGUUCCAGGCCUUUCUGUUUCAGCACCUCAAGGCGCGGCUGGGAAACCUCGGUGCCUACAGGUUAUCUCUGCUUGGCCUUGCCGUCUGCAUGGUCCUCAUGCCAUGGGUUGGAUAUCUCGACGACAAGCCCUUUUUUGGAUUAGGGACCGGCAAGAAGUGGCUAUACGGCGAGCUCGGCGUUGUGCUGAUCAUCAAGAACAUUUGCGCCGUGGGCGGGCUCUCGAGCGUCAUGCUUCUGAUUACCAACUCCUGCCCUUCCCACGACAGCCUGGGGACGUUAAAUGGCGUCGCACAGACCCUCUCCGCACUGGGCCGCAGCAUUGGACCGUUUGUGUCUGGCGGUCUGUUUUCUCUCUCCAAGGGGAUCCAUCCCAAAGGCGAGGCUCUGCCGUGGACGUUGUUUGGCGGUCUUGCGCUGUGUGGCUGGGUUGGGUCUCUCUUUAUCCGACGAAAUGGCUUGGAGAGUGACGAUUGGGUGGGCGACUCCGAUGACGAGGAGGACGAAGAGCGACGAUGAACGGCAUAGAUGACAGGGUUACUUUUAUGUUUUUCUUUCAGGAGUUUACAUGAAUGCGUAUGAUGGGAUAGAUGUUUGGUAUCGGCGUGGCGUUGGCAUACAGACAGACUACGAAAAACGAGCGGGAUUACACAGCGAUGUCUUUGUACCAUUAUAUUCA
This is a messenger RNA of Emericellopsis atlantica, 2382 nucleotides long. Its product is annotated as major facilitator superfamily domain-containing protein. The record is from RefSeq and is a predicted model, not a curated record. The transcript is spliced from 2 exons. Lineage: Eukaryota; Fungi; Ascomycota; Sordariomycetes; Hypocreales; Bionectriaceae. Gene Ontology annotation, biological process: transmembrane transport. Bases 459 to 2222 code for a protein of 587 amino acids. Gene Ontology annotation, molecular function: transmembrane transporter activity.